This is a messenger RNA of Fopius arisanus, 642 nucleotides long. Its product is annotated as neurobeachin-like. Lineage: Eukaryota; Metazoa; Arthropoda; Insecta; Hymenoptera; Braconidae. The transcript is spliced from 3 exons. The record is from RefSeq and is a predicted model, not a curated record. The coding region runs from base 147 to 413 and encodes 88 amino acids.
UAACAUGGCAGAUCGAUUUGUGUUGUAUUAUCAUGUGACGGAUAAACUAACGCGUUAAAUGUUAAACCAUUGGUGUAUUUAAUUGUUGUUACUUAACCAGAAACAGUGUUGAUAUACGCAAAUCGUGAAUUAAAGUGUGUUUAAUAAUGGCGGACAUUAAAAGUCCACCUUUCAGUGACAUAAAGAGACCGGAGGAGGUGGUGGCGAUGGCGAUGAACGACAGCUUAAAAUUUGCCGUGUUGAUCGGUUUAAUCGAGGUUGGACAGGUGUCUAAUCGCGAAGUAGUCAACACCGUACUUCACCUGCUUGUCGGUGGAGAGUUCGAUAUGGAGCUGAAUUUCGUCAUUCAGGAUGCCCAGAACAUCAGGCACAUGCUCGAACUACUCGAUCACUGUCCGCCCAACCUCCAGUAGUAGACUUGGAUGGACUAUACAGGGAUGAAAUGGUCGAGGAGUUCGUGAACAUGCAGUGUCAAGGGGAACAACUCAAUAUCAUGUCAUCCGCUGUCUUCUCUGCAGUUAUAUUCCAAAACAAUGAGAUAGGACAAAUGUUUUCAAAUCGAAUCCUGUACGCUGACAGAAGAGUUUAGUUAAUGUCAAUAGUACUGCUGAAUUAGAAUCAAUUAAAUAUUCAUUAAUAGUU